UCGUUUUUAACGUUUUAAAAUCAUCACUGAGAUUUAAGCAAGCAUUUUUCUUUUGAUCAUUGGCCUCGUUAUUAACGUCUUUAUUUAUAAAUAGUGAUUUAAUAAUGUUUCUUUCAUCAUAUAUCUUGUUUUUUCUUUUCUUUUUUUUCUUCUUCUCCUUCUUUCUCACUAUCUGUCUUCCUCUCUCUUUCAAAGCUUCUCAUAUUAGCCAUCAAGAUCUUUCAUCACAUUCAUUAUAACACGCAUCGUCGUAGUCGUCGUGAAGCGAACGAAAAUUUGCCGAUUCUACAAAAAGAAAUGAAUAUCAUUUUCUUUUUCUAUUUGAUUUGUAUGCUGAUGAGCUUGAUUUGUGCUAUUCUUUGGUUAAAGAAGAGAUUCAUACCGGAAAGGCUUAUAAUCGUUAUUAUAGGAUAUAUUUUUGGUGCAAGUUCUAUGCUCUCAGUUGGUAUUAUGGAAAUGAAACAAGUCGAACAGUAUAUAGAUCUUCAAGAGAUCACUGACGAACAGCUACUCAAUCAUCCUAUGUUCGUUCAUAAUUUCUGCAUGUGUAUAUUAUCGAUCCUCGUCAUGAUUCUUUAUCUUCUACAAGGAUGGAUACUCUUCGAUUUAUGGCAAUGGAUUAGAAAAUUUGGAAGAUUACCGGAUAAUGAAUCAAACUGCAAUUCAAAUUUGAGUGAGAAUAGCGAGAUAAUCGGAGAAAAUACGUCGAAACCGUUUACAACAGAAGGGCCAGGGAAAUUAGAUCCCAUUCCAGAAUUAGGCAAUUUACUUUCUAUAAGAUUAACAGAUUCUAUACCGAUCGAGAAUGAACCUGUCAUUUUUUAUUGUUGUUGCGUUGAUUGUUAUAAUUACAUUAAAGAAAGUCGUAAAAGAACGCCACAUCAUGAAUUUCAAAUGAUCCAUGUAUUAUGAUAAUAUAUAUCAACAUCUACAUCGAUUAACAAUUAAUAUGUAGUAUUAUGAAUUAUGAUAAUAUAUAAGGGAGAAGUAGAAUUAUAUCAUUUAAAGAUAAAUAUACGACCGAUAAGAAGGUGAUAAGAGAUUUAUUGGUUGGUAAAGAAGAUUACAAUAGAAAAUAUACUUCAAAAAUAAAAGCAAGAUCGGUCAUGUUGGUUCUAGUUGAUAAGUUAGUUUGCAUUAUAAAAUAAAUCGCAAAUAUCCUAUCCUAUAGAAAUGUAUCAAUAAUAAUAGAAUCUGCAUUCAUCUAAAUUAAUUCGUAAUAGUAAAUUACUAUUUGCUCAUCCAGUGUAUGUCGGUAAUAGUAGAUUCCCUCGUUACCAUCAGUCGGUAACGGAAGAUUCCUGUUUUACCGACCUGUCGGUAAUAGUAGAUUCCCUCGUUACCAUCAGUCGGUAACGGAAGAUUCCUGUUUUACCGACCUGUCGGUAAUAGUAGAUUCCCUCGUUACCAUCAGUCGGUAACGGAAGAUUCCUGUUUUACCGACCUGUCGGUAAUAGUAGAUUCCCUCGUUACCAUCAGUCGGUAACGGAAGAUUCCUGUUUUACCGACCUGUCGGUAAUAGUAGAUUCCCUCGUUACCAUCAGUCGGUAACGGAAGAUUCCUGUUUUACCGACCUGUCGGUAAUAGUAGAUUCCCUCGUUACCAUCAGUCGGUAACGGAAGAUUCCUGUUUUACCGACCUGUCGGUAAUAGUAGAUUCCCUCGUUACCAUCAGUCGGUAACGGAAGAUUCCUGUUUUACCGACCUGUCGGUAAUAGUAGAUUCCCUCGUUACCAUCAGUCGGUAACGGAAGAUUCCUGUUUUACCGACCUGUCGGUAAUAGUAGAUUCCCUCGUUACCAUCAGUCGGUAACGGAAGAUUCCUGUUUUACCGACCUGUCGGUAAUAGUAGAUUCCCUCGUUACCAUCAGUCGGUAACGGAAGAUUCCUGUUUUACCGACCUGUCGGUAAUAGUAGAUUCCCUCGUUACCAUCAGUCGGUAACGGAAGAUUCCUGUUUUACCGACCUGUCGGUAAUAGUAGAUUCCCUCGUUACCAUCA
Messenger RNA from Vespa crabro (European hornet), 1998 nucleotides. RefSeq lists its product as uncharacterized. The coding region runs from base 298 to 912 and encodes 204 amino acids. The transcript has 4 exons. Lineage: Eukaryota; Metazoa; Arthropoda; Insecta; Hymenoptera; Vespidae. The record is from RefSeq and is a predicted model, not a curated record.